Molecule: messenger RNA, 2746 nt
Organism: Varroa destructor (honeybee mite)
Lineage: Eukaryota; Metazoa; Arthropoda; Arachnida; Mesostigmata; Varroidae
Product: cholinesterase-like
Biological process (GO): acetylcholine catabolic process; choline metabolic process
Cellular component (GO): plasma membrane
Molecular function (GO): acetylcholinesterase activity
Source: RefSeq, a predicted model, not a curated record
CUGCCCCCGUGAAACUGCCAAGCAGUUUAACUGCCCGUUCAGUGUUACGUGGGGUUCGCCGCUACCGCCACAAGUGUGAGGGGGUUGCGGCAAAAAGUUCGGCUUGUCGCUUUUUCUAUGGUAGUUCGUUGUUGAAGGCAGAAGUCGACGUGCGUCUAGCCCCAUAAAGGCUUAACAGAAGGCGGUGCCGGUGGUGGCGAUAGCGGUACAGUCUAACGUACCGUGCUGUAAUGAUUGGCUGCGGGCACACGCGGGGGCAAGCGGCGAAAACUGCAGAAGACUUGCAGAAGCUGCCCCACUUGAGACAAUUAGAAUAAAUAGCAUCUAUAUUAUUUAGUACAUGGUAGCGGUGAUGAUGCGGCAAUUCAUAUGUGCCGCUAUAUUAGUGGCUAUGGCAGCGGUUGUUAGUGGACAGGACAGUGAAGUGAUAGCCACAGCAACUGGGCCGAUUCAGGGCAAGAUUCUGGAGUUUGAAGGUAAAAAGGUUGAGACCUUCUUUGGUAUCCCUUACGCGAAGCCGCCCUUAGGGGACCUUCGUUUCAGAAAGCCUGUGCAGGUCGACGCCUGGAGCGAUGUCAUGAUGACGAAGGAGUUCUCAAAGCCCUGCGUACAGGCGACGUAUAUUCACGGCGAAAAUGUAACCAUAGACUACAAAGAUUCAAGCGAAGAUUGUUUGACGAUCAAUGUGUGGAAACCUCAAGGUGGUGCAGAGAAGAAGCCUGUUAUGGUCUUUCUUUAUGGAGGGGCCUUUCAAUAUGGUGACUCAAGCCUGUUUAUGAAUGACGGUCUUCCGUUUUCGGCACUUACGGAUGUGAUCUUUGUGUCGUUUAACUAUCGUGUGGGUGUCUUUGGCUUUUUGAGUACGCGACACAAUGACGCUCCUGGAAACGAAGGCUUCUACGAUCAGUUGCUUGCAUUAAAGUGGGUGAAACAGAACGCGAAUAAAUUUGAAGGUGAUCCUGAAGCAAUAACGCUAUAUGGCCAUAGCGCUGGUGCAUUUUCAGUUGGAUUGCACAUGUAUUCCCCACUGUCAAAGGGCCUCUUCAAGCGAGUGAUCUUCGAGUCAGGUACAGCCCUUUCGCUCGUUACCUUCCAGAUGAAGAACGAAAUCUCUCGUUUUCACACGCUUAUUGGUUUGACCAACUGUAGUCACAGCGUAUAUUCCGAGGAUAAAUACAAAGAAACGAUGGAAUGCCUCCGUAAGGCCGACGCACAUGAUAUGAUCGAUGGAAUCUCCCACCUUGGUCUUUUUGCUGAUAUGUUUCUGCCUAUUUACGACGAUGAGUUCAUCCCAAUUCACCCGCUAAUGCCCGAAGACGUAGAGGUCCUUAACGGUGAGGAGGUUCUUAUAGGCACAGUGACGGAUGAGGGCACUCUAUUCAUUAGUACGCCUCUACAGAAUCUUCUCGCACAGGGAGUCGAUACGGCCAAGACUCAGUACAAAGUGGUUCCGUCGACCAUUUACCCGAGACUGUUUGAUGCACCCUUUGGAGCGAUCUACCAUAAUUUCGAUCAAUACUUUGAGAACGCGCUUGACAGUUACCCCGAUGAAACCGCUUACAAUUUGAUCGGUCAGACGUACGGAGACGCCGUUUUCACCUGUCCAGCGAAUUUGUUCGGUGAGUUUCUGGCUAAACGUGGUCACGCUGUCUAUCGUUACCAGUUUACUCACCGCUCAUCAAUGAAACUAUGGCCAGCAUGGAUGGGUGUCGUGCACGCAACUGAUUUACCAUAUAUGAUUGGCUCGAUGCUAACCCAGGAAAAAAAUCUUGAGGAUCCUCGCUACAAUUACACGCCAGAAUGGUUCCGUAAACACAAAUUCACUGCUGAAGAAGUGAAGUUCUCAAAACAGCUCGUCCGAAUGAUAGGUCAUUUCGUGAAGACCGGCAAACCGACGAUCCCUGACUCGACUGGUGAGUGGCCUCGGUAUUCAGCGGCUAAUCAGAAGUACGUGAACCUAGCGCCCGAAAAUAUAUCCAUCGCGGCUGAUGGACCGAAGAGGGACAAGUGUGAACUAUGGAGACCCUACCUUAUACGAAAAAACGAAACGAUGACAUCGUCGACAUCUACAACCAAGAAGCCGAUUUCUUUUGGGCCCAUGAAGAAGGCUCCACCAAAAUCCACAAAAAAGUCGAAAUUUGCUAAAAGCAACAACUACCGCAAACGACUCGAGGGACGCUACAAGAACGACUCGUUCAGCGCUGUCUUGAGCACAUAUUGGACAUUCUCUAUGAUAAUGCUUAUGGUGACAGCGUUUUCGCUUUAUGUCAGGGCUAGUGCGUGUUAGGAACACUCAUAUGUAGGCUUAGAAAUAAUAGAUGUUUUAACUUGCCAUGAAGAAUGACAUUUACAAGGAGACAGAGGAAAGGACCAUGUUGUACGAACAGGUAUAUCAUUCUUGUGUCGCUCUGCGAGAUAAGUUCGAAAAAAACUGUGAACUCCACAAGCAGGUUAAAGCCCCACUGCUUGCUGAGUUAAAUAGAGAUUUUCGCGUUCAAAAAGUUUACCUAGAACUCAUAUCAGAUGAGCGGCCCCUUGCAUGCCCCGUGGCAUUUAUCCAGUGGUGACAUUUGCCGAAGUCAAAUGCGACGUGACAAAUAAAUCGUGUAGUUCUAAUGAAGUGGGAAUCGCUACGGGUAGUGAUUCUAAUAUGCUCUCUGUAAAUAACGUUUUUCAUAGGACGAGUAUAAUCUUUUGUUUACCGUUGCAUUUCUGUACAUAUUCAAACUUUACGAUGACGAUAUAC